Molecule: messenger RNA, 1347 nt
Organism: Striga asiatica
Lineage: Eukaryota; Viridiplantae; Streptophyta; Magnoliopsida; Lamiales; Orobanchaceae
Source: the annotation of a GenBank genome assembly
CAGCAGACCUUCUGCGAGGGCUGGCCUAUGAAUAUAGUCAAAAUACUCACAUAAAACACGAACACGCCCUUAAUCUCUACCCAAUACCUAUUGCCGCCGCCGUUUUUCAGUGUAAUGGCGGCGACGUCACUCGUCCCUACUCCGGCGAAGACGCCGACGCCCUUUCGUCCGUACCGCCGAUCGUCUCCUGCCGUCAACAGCGCCGACCCAAACUCCCGCCCAAAUUCCCUUCGCACAAGCUGCGCAGCAAAUAUCGUGAACGGCAGCCCAACCGCCCUCGAGCAAGCGAGCAAAAAACCGUGGCCGAAGUUUUUCGAAUCCACGAUUCCGACGGAGAACGCGGCGAGCAGAAAUCGCAUCAAGCUGUUCUCCGGCUCGGCCAACCCCGCCUUGUCCCAGGAAAUCGCGUCGGAUUUGGGGGUGGAGCUCGGGAAGGUGAAGAGGAAGAGGUUCGCCGACGGGGAGAUUUACUUCCAGCUGGAGGAGAGCGUUAGGGGCUGUGACGUGUACCUGCUACAGCCGACGUGUCCUCCGGUUAACGACAACCUCAUGGAGCUCAAGAUCAUGAUCGAGACCUGCUGGAGCUCGUCGGCCAAGUCAAUCACCGCCGUUCAAAGUCGGGAACCAAUUACAGCUAGAAUCGCAGCAAGGGACAUAUCGCGUGCGAAUCAUGUUCUAGUUUGUGAUAUUCAUUCUUUGCAGUCCAUAGGUUAUUUUGAUAUACCUGUAGACCAUGUACAAUGUGAGCCUGUAAUACUUGAUUAUCUAGCUAGCAAGGGGCUUCAUUCGAGUAAUAUGGUAGUGGUUUCGCCUGAUGUUGGUGGGGUUGCAAGGGCACGCGCAUUUGCCAAGAAGUUAGGUGAUGCCCCUCUAGCUAUUGUGGAUAAAAGGCGCCAUGGACAUAACAUUGCCGAGGUGAUGAACCUUAUUGGUGAUGUUAGAGGGAAAGUAGCAAUUUUGGUGGAUGACAUGAUUGACACUGCUGGAACAAUUACAAAAGGAGCAGAACUUUUGCAUAAAGAAGGGGCCAAGGAAGUGUAUGCAUGCUGCACGCAUGCUGUUUUCAGCCCGCCUGCCAUUGAGAGAUUGUCCAGUGGACUGUUUCAAGAAGUAAUAGUUACCAACACAAUUCCAGUGGCGGACGAGAAUUAUUUCCCGCAGUUGACUGUUCUUUCCACAGCAACGCUCUUGGCCGAGACGAUUUGGCGCCUUCACAAUGAGUACUCCGUUAGUAGCAUCUUCCGAUGAAUGGAUGCACUAUUUAAUUAUACAUGUUUUUACCAUUCUAUUUUGGAUAAAUUUUAUUGUAGACAUGUUUUUUUAAAUCAUCGGUUACUUAAAUUGAAG